Molecule: messenger RNA, 7336 nt
Organism: Asterias rubens (European starfish)
Lineage: Eukaryota; Metazoa; Echinodermata; Asteroidea; Forcipulatida; Asteriidae
Exons: 17
Coding region: 194-5113 (1639 amino acids)
Molecular function (GO): guanyl-nucleotide exchange factor activity
Source: RefSeq, a predicted model, not a curated record
UUGUCUUAGACAGCUUCAAUGUCAUGGUCACAUAUUACUCAUCUGUGGUGCUAUCUUUAGAGGACCUCAGUGUUCUGUGGAAACUUGGUUGUGGUUUCACCAUGCCUUGAGAAACACCCGCUGCGUCUCAAAUGCCCGCUACUCGACAAAUCUGGACUCUACUGAUGUAACUUGGGAUUUGUGGGGUUGAGCUAUGGAGGAUAGGGAUGGUUGCGAUCAAGGUGAUGACAGAGGCCAAGAGAGCCUGACAGCAGGGGCGGGGACGAUGUGUACUGUAGCUGAGAUGGAGGACGGCACAGCUGUCUUUAUUACUUCAAGGGCAUCCCUGGUGUCAACGGACAAGCCUGAGAGUAAAAAAGAUUCCUCUAUGGAAAUAGCGCCUUCACUGAUCACACUGUAUGACAAGUAUGCAUCAGACAGAGAACUCAUGUCUAUCCAAGAGAGUGAACCCACUGAGACGGAAUCUCCCAACAGAACCAACAACGAUGAGGAGAUCAUCGACACUGAGCAGGGAACAACGGGAACCAGGGUGUCUGAGGACCAGGAAGACAAGAUGGCAAAAAGACCAGAGUGUCUCAUGAAUAACGAACCAGAUGAGGAAGACACUGAGGCAACGACUCCAACAUCCCCCAACCAAAGUUUUUUAUACAAGCCUACACAGCCGGACAUGGAGAGUGAUUUUGAUUUGAUCAAGGAGAGCCUCAAACCAAGGAGUGAGAGCUGUGCGGCGAUUUUGGAUGAAGAAAGUACUAGAGCCAAGAUGGACCAGGUGGAGACUGAAAUAACCUGUACUACGGCUCACUCAGAGAGCAAAUCCAAUUCAACAAGUCUUGAGAAACACAGCAAUCUACAAAAACGCAAAAAUGCUGCAACAACGCCGCCCGAAAAGACGGACACUAACGCAAACCUGAGAAGUUUCCAAAGGACUCUAUCAUUCGGCGCUCGAUUGGCCAGAACAAAGUUCAGUCAAUUUAUCGAGAACAAUGCUCUUGGGAAAUCCAAAGGCGAAGUUACAAACAAGAAGCCUCUUGAUGCAGUUUCUCCCGUUAAGCCGAGACAGAGACUAAGGAGCGAUUCUGAGCCUGCUCCAAUGGCUGCCAUCAGAAUGGACCCUAAGAGGAAAUCCUCUCGUAUCAAUCCUACCAUCUUGGCGAUGGCGGAGGUUGAGAACGACGCAAUGUCCCCGACGGCUUCCCCUGCUUCUACCCCUCCCCUUAAACCCAAGUCCCCACAGUUCGCAAGACUCAGCUUGUCAUAUCUUGAUCAGAAGUGCAAAGAACUUUUAGACACGGAGAGGAAUUAUGUGGUGGAUCUUGCAGAUAUCAUCGAGGGUUACAAGUACCCAAUGGCACUGACUCGGAAUCUAAUGAGCCGGAUAGAACAAGACACCUUGUUUGGUAACAUCCUGGAGAUCCACGCUUUUAAUAAUAAACUUCUGAAGGAGUUACAGCAGUGCAAUAACGAUGCAGUACUGAUCGCCGAGUGCUUCCUUGACAAUGAAAAGAGGUUCUCAGUGUACACAGACUACUGCACUAACUAUCCCAACACUGUGGAGAUCUUGAUGGAUAUCAUGGCGCAGGAGGACGUAGUUGAAUUCUUCCGAGAAUGUCAGCAAUACCUGAACCAUCCACUACCUCUAGGAGCGUACCUCCUCAAACCGGUCCAAAGAGUCCUGAAAUAUCAUCUUUUCUUCCAGGACAUGUAUAAACAUUUUAAUAAAGACGACGAUGGUUACGACACCAUAGGAGAUACGCUAGAUUGUAUGACGGACAUUGCUCGCUACAUCAACGAGAUGAAACGCAAACACGAAGCGUCUGUCCACGUACAGGAGAUACAGAGCCAGCUGAUUGGCUGGGAGGGUGACCUGAUGUCAAGUGGUGACCUAGUUCUAGAGGAUAUUUUCCGGAUGCAAGGUGCUCGGGCAGAACGCUACCUCUACUUAUUUGAGAAGGUGUUACUGAUCGGCAAGAAAAGAGAAGACACAUUGAUCAGCGUCAAGACCCACAUACCCUGUAAUAACCUGAUGUUGAUUGAGAGCUUACAGAAGGAGCCGCUGGGCUUCAAUGUGAUACCAUUCAACAAUCCUAGUAUACAGUACACCAUCCUGGCUCGCAACGUCGACCAGAAGAAACUCUGGACCCACGAGAUCAAGAGGCUGAUCCUGGAGAACUACGGCAGCACCAUACCCACCAAGGUCAAAGAUCUGAUUCUGAAGAGCACCACGUCAGCAAAGACCGAGUCGGACAAAGAAAGUCAGACAGAGCAGGAGGAGCAAGCUCGAGAGAAGAAAGAGAGGAAGUCUAGAAGACGACAGAAACGACGCAACUCAGAACCUAUGGGCAAGCUCAUGAGAGGUCAAAAACAGGUCAAAGCUGCUGUGGAAAGCAUGAUUAUUAAAGGUAUGAAAAAGCCAGAGCUGUCAAAAUGGGCCGGAAGAAGAUCCAGUGAGUUUUACCGAGAUACUGUAUCCGAUGAGGAAUCCGAUAAUGAGUCAAUUGAGUCACCUUCAAGAAAACCAUCACUUGUGGAUGAGAGUAACCCAGCAAGAAGAGGUAGCUUAUCAGCUUGCUCUGACUCGACCAGAACACCAGACUCAAGGAGCCCGGAUAAACAAGAUCAACCACUUGCCAACAACCUUAGCCAAAGACUAAGCCGUAACAGCAUCGAGUUUGAUGGCAAUGUGUCCAGCACACACAGUGAUGAAGAAAGAGACAGAGCCAUGAUGGAGAGAAGCAACUUAACCCGGAAGAGAGAGUCAAACAGAGACUCUGGAAUCGGCAGCAUGACGCUGUCCGAACAUGCUGCAGUUGAGGGUGAUAAGGACGGUAGUGGCUCUAGUAGACGUCCUGAUCGGGGCAAUAAGACCUCUGAGGACUUAUCUAAGAAGAUUGAUCCCGUUCGGAAGCGUCUUGGAUUGGAUGAUAGUGAGGAGGAUGAUGACAAUGCCAUCGUGGAAGUUGUCGAAGGCCCAGACAGCCCAGAUGAGUUGGAAGCCUUAGAGACAUUGCCAGAAACAGUUAACAAUGCUGCUGUUGGACAUGAAGAUGCCGUAGACUUAGAGACAUUGCCUUCAUACAUUAAAAAGUUUUCACCAUCGGAACCUUUCAAGCUUCGUCAUUCAAACAUCAAAGGCUACCGACCUCUGGGUGCUCGUAAGAACGGGGAUGUGUGGAUUCCUAUGUCUCUUGGCCCUCACAUGAGGAGCAGGAGUGUAUCGUAUGGCAAUCGGCCUUUUAGUGCUGACGCCGCAAUGCAUACGCCACAUCAGAGAAUGCCCCUCUCCCGCUGCAACAGUGAGGACAGACAGAUGUUGGCAGCAGUCAGUGAGAUGUAUAGUAGAUCUCGCUCAGAUCCUAAUAUGCUAGAGACCAGCGCAUGUGAGGACAGAAGCAGGUCUGCCUGUUGUAUCCCAACUUACACUGAACAUCCUCAUACACCGGAAUCACCUCAAGCAGUGUCGGAGGAAUCCUCUACUUUCUCUUCAAAUGAGAACCUUUUGGAGUCUGUCAACAAUGCCUUCAAAUUGUUGGGAGAAAAGUAUUCUCAACUUGAUCUCUCUGAAAAUAAAGAUGAGGACGAAAGCGAAUCGUCAAAGGAUGGAACAGAAAGUACAGCAAAUACUAUUUCAGCUGGAACUGAGUCAACGGAGGAGAGAACCAUCAUAGAGCCUCCUCCAAUGGAAGAACCAAAACAAAAGAUAGUUGUUCAACCUAAAGUUAAACCACGUACUAAAACAGUCAACAAGCUUGCUCGUGAGUUUAGCCGAAAGGCCAAGGAAAGUCCAAAAUUGAUUGUGACAAGACAGUCAAGUAGUGACUCAUGCUUGGAGCAGACUGAUUCUGCUUUUGGAGAUGUUUCCUCUGCAAAGGACGAUAAGGGUGUGGAUGUUGUAGUGAGAAGCAAAAGGGUAACAAAAGUCACCAGUAGAUUUGAAACUUUCCAGAGAGCGAUGACGGAGAAUGAAAAAUGGCAGGCACCAUCUAGAAGGGCGAGGUAUAUCUCAGAUUCCGUCUUUCAUGCCGUCCCAGUGACAGCAACAGGAUCAUCAUCAGAGGAGGAAAAGACCCAAGACACACCGACCUCAACAUUCAGUCGUAGUGCUCGCAACAGACGUUCAGUACGUGAUGUUGUGAGGAGAUUUGAGAAGCCCAAAUCCCUCAAAAAGGAAUCCAAAGCGGUGACUCCAACAGUGAUGGGGAUACAGGAGCGGCUACAAUCCAUCAGGCAGAAUGCAGAGUUCCACAAACAGUCUAAUCAACAGGUCGGUAGCUCAAUAAAGUCACUCCGGGAGAGGAGACAGGAACUACAGGAAUGGGUAUCAAGACCAAUCCAGAGGAGAUACCAUAAGAGCGAAGGAAACUACCUGGAGCUCUACCAUUCUGAUACGGCAUCUUACUGUAGCGCAUCAGAAGAGCCUGAUGGUAUGAGUAGCUAUGCUAGCAGUGCACAGAGCAGCACAAAUACCUCGCCUGUCCAUGUUCCCAGGGUAAACCUCCACCUUGAUUCAACUGAAACAUCCUCCACGAACUCCUCCUCUAACAAUGAAACAGCAGAGAGUAAGGAGCCCAUCCUCUUUCGAUCACUCAAAGAACGCUUUCAAGAGCUUGAAAAGGCCGUCUCUAAGCCUGUACGCAGAACCUGCGCCGACCCUAAGAAAGAGAUUGAUGCAGAAAAGCACAGCAAAGCAGAGGAGAACAAGUCACUGUCGGAGGAAACUUACCUCCCGUCGGAGGAAACUCCACUCUCGUCAGAGGAAACUCUCUUCCUGUCUGAGGAAACUCUAGUCUCAUUGGACGAAACUCUGGUCUCUUUUGAGGAAACUCUAGUCCCGUCGGAGGAAACUCCAGUUUCGUCGGAGGAAACUCCAGUUUCGUCGGAGGAAACUCUAAUCCCAACCAUCGAGGAGAGUCAAGAGGUUGAUGGCGAGAGUUCUCAUCCCAAAUCCAGGUCCAACAGCAGUCCCUUGAUGUUAGAGGCUGUGACAAGCUCGGACCAGCUAAAGAGAGCUACCUCAUGUGAGAGCAACUACACCGAUGCUAGAUCGGAGCUAUCGGCUCAAGAUUCAUCAGAAGACAGCUUUCAUUCAGGCUAUGCAACUCCUACAGAAUCUUAACAUUUAAUCACUGACACGGAGUGUCAAGAAUCAAAUUAUCAACCUCGAUAAUUUUAAACCUUAUAGUUUUAUACAGAGAUGUAGUCAACAUAAAACAGAAUUGUCAAAUUGUUUGAUACACAUUUAUGAAAAGUCUUUUUUCAUUUUGAUCAUUACUCAGGAUUUUUUUCCUGAAGCAUUUCUAAGCCAAAGAAGUUCAACGUGAAGCUCAAGUAUGACCCUACCUUUAAGAAGCAAAACAUCAUUAAAAGGGAAUUUUCCGGUACAACAAUGAGAGGGGAAAAAAUUAUGGUUAGCAGAACUAGGUAUACAAGCAAAAAAAAUACCACAUCAAAUAUACAAUCUAUGACUGGUAUUCUGCUUGUUUUUGCUUAGCAUAAAAUUGCUAAACAAAUUGCUUCAGCAGCUGUAUGAAAUUGGACCCUUGGGUUCCGAGAAGGACCAGGGGGGGAUUUCACAAAGAGUAAAGACUAGUCUUAUCUCGAGUUAGGACUAGCCCUUAAGUUUUUAAUAACUCCUAAAGAGUCCUAGGAUUAAUCCUACGUUAGAAGUAUCUUUGUGUUAUCAACCCUUGGGGUUAUAUUUGUGGGUUCCUGCAUCUGAUAGGUGCCACGACUCACACAGUCCUUCAAAUUCGAAAUCCCCAAAUAGUCUUCACAUCACUUGCGGGAACCUAAAAGACAUUUUUGAUAGUGCCAAUGUAUUUUACAGAUCCACUGCUCCAGUUUUACUAUCAUAUUUUUGUAUGAUUAUUAAUUCAGUGUAGAUAUACAUGUACGUAAUGAAGUAAACGCUAACUUGAAACCAAUGAUUGUUUUUUUAAUUUAAUCUAUACGACUUUGAAUUUUAUCAUUCAGAUACCCAAAGAUAAAGAAUAUUUCUGUACAUAAAUAUAUAUUAUUUACUUUCUGUGUAAAUACAACUUUUGACUAGGCCUCAUUUGAGGCAUUUAUUGUAAGUUAAACAAUUACCAACGUAUAAAAGCAGUGUACAUGUAUAUCUACCGUAAAUCUUACUUUAUUUUAAUUGGUGGGUAUUUUCUUCGCUUUUUAAUGGUGCCAACGUUCACUGUGCUUUGUUCUACAGUGAGUUAUUUUUGUGAGUGUACAUUUGUAAAGUAAUAUUGUACAUUGUUAUCUACAUUUUAUUUUUUGUCUUGUCGAUAGUCCUUGUGUACUGCUUAAAGCAUAUCGUGUUUCUGUAUAGUUUCUAUUGUGUAUCAAGCCUUGUACUGUAGAGUGCCAAGGACUGAUCCCUGCGGACUCUGACGAUGCCAACAAAAACUUCACUCUAAGUUGUUGUGUACUUAAAAGUCGUUAGAUGUGUGGUAUAGAUGCAAUGUAAUCAUCUUUAGAACAAAGACAAACAACAUGGGCCCAAUUUCAUAGAGCUGCUCAAGCAGGCAAUUUUGCUGAACAAUUUAUCUGCUGAGCCUAAAUUUAGCAGUGAUACCAGUCAAAAAUGGUGCAUAUGAAAUGGUACGUUGGUUGGUAUACGUUUAUCUGAUCAGCAUAAUUUUGUUGUGCUUAGCUGGUUUUUGUUCUUAAGCAGCUUUCUGAAAUUGGGCCAACAGUUUUCAGUUGGCACAAAAAAGGGACUUCAUUGCCUCUGUUCUUGACCCUGGUGAUUCUUUAAAUAUUCCCACAGACAAAAUAAAAUACCCUGUGUAAAAUGAAAAUGUCUCAUCCCUUCCCUUAUGUAACACUAGGGCCCAGUUUCAUAGAGCUGCUUAAGCACCAAAAGUAGCUUAGUAGCACAACAAAACUUUGCUUACCAGAAUAAGGUUACCAGCCAAACUUUCAUGUCACAUGUACGAUUUGCAGUUGGUAUCCUGCUAAUUCCUGUUUAGCAGACAGUUGUCAAGCAAUAUUUUCUGCUUAAUUAAGCCCUGGCCUGAAAAGAAUUCUUCUAUUUGGAGAUCAAAUAUUUCUGUCUGGAGGGAAUGAAAGUAGAAUACUAAAAGUCGGUAAUGUUGUAUGAUCAGAUUGUUAAUAACAGUGUUCAGUCCAAUAUUCUCUCUUUCUGUCGGCCUCCCGCAGAUUUGUUUUCAAAAUUUCAUUCAACAAUGAUUUAGUGUGUGGCAUCUCUCAAAAGGUUUAGCUCAUUAAUCGCUCUGAUCGGACAUUACAAUCCAUCCCUUCAAAUGACAUGGGGCCAAUUUCAUGUAGCCUGUAAGCACAACAACCUGCAAAGCACAGAAUAGUAUUGCUUAGCAGAAACAGG